AUGUCAACGGAUUCCGGAGGUCCCAUUCAGAAAGGCGCCAUGUUUAUGGCAGGGCUGACUCUGUUGCAGUCUCUCCGUGUGGCUUUAACUGGAGCAAAGUUUGCACUUGAUAGAUUUAAAAUUCCGCAGCAAUAUGCCAGCUCCUUCAUUAACAUGGUCCAUAAUCCUAUGGAACUGGCAACGUUUACUGGUAUUGUCAUUAUAAACCUUAUGGCUCUCAUUUGGAAGGAAGAUGGGUUUAAAACGGGCUUGGCCAUCUUUACUAACAUAGCACUAUACUGUUCCUUCAUUCUGCUUCUCAUUGCGUUCAUUUCUGGAGGAGAACUGGGCAAUCUCACAUUCUACUACUGGACUAUAGUCUUCGUCUCAUUUAUAUAUGGGCUUAAUGUAGCAGCUGUGAUGACUAUGGGAAGUAAGAAUGCAGCCCUUUUCAAUGUAGGAAUUCCUGUUUCUGGUAUUCUUGUUUGCAUUUACUACUAUAUCUUCACUAAACUUGCCAAGAAACAUAACUGGUCAGACGUUAGUUACUGGAUCAUAUUUUGGCAACUUAUCAUAGCAAUAGUGAUAUCGGCAGUCUCUGCCAUAGUAUGGGUAUUUGCAUAUACAGAACCUGAUAAACCUACUGGCAAUGGCGGAGGUCCAGGUGCAAUAUCUCCUAUUCUUAUGGGUGUGGUUGGAAUGGGUGGUAUCUAUGCUUUCUAUCCUGCUAUUGCUCCUUAUAAAUUGACGGAUGUUAGCACAGGUUACAAGAUUGACCUUGUUGUUCUGUUUAUGAGUGCAGUCCCAGGUAUUCUAAUUGCCAUCCUAUGCGCUUGUAAUGGAGGCCCUCCUGGAAAAGGUGUUGGCCCAAAUCAAGAUUGGAGUAGUGCUCAAUGGUGGCAUGGUACUUGGAUUCUGGCAAUUCCACAUAUUCUUGCCAUGGUCUUAUGCUUCGUUACACUUCAUUACCCUGAUGGUAGAGUAGCUAGUUCUAUAAAGAGUAGUGGUUUGAAGGUUGGGGUUAUUACUGUGACUCUAAAGUUUUGUGAAGAAGGACUAAAGGCUGUUUCAUAUGCUGGAGCUGGUGCACAUGGUGGUAAUAUUUCCUCUUUUAAUGCGUUCACUUCACAAGGUUUAAUGAUUCUAUUGGCCUUUACUGGUGAUGGUUAUUUAAAGACUUAUUCCAAGUAUGAACAUGAUAGGGAUAAAUGGCCUACCAAAGACUUUGGGACUCUUAGUUCCAUCUGCUACUGGGCAGGGAAUGGAGCAUAUGUGGCAUGCAAGAGUGUUAAGUCUUCCUUUACUAAGAAUGUUAGAUGCAAGGUUUUAGGUAAAUCAGAGGCCUUACUCAUUGUCUAUCAAGAUCAGGAAUUUUAA
Theileria equi strain WA is the source of this 1356-nucleotide messenger RNA. RefSeq lists its product as hypothetical. The transcript has a single exon. Bases 1 to 1356 code for a protein of 451 amino acids. The record is from RefSeq and is a predicted model, not a curated record. NCBI's taxonomy places the organism in Eukaryota, Apicomplexa, Aconoidasida, Piroplasmida, Theileriidae.